Esox lucius (northern pike) is the source of this 4256-nucleotide messenger RNA. It is a transcript of the gene ddx6, whose product is annotated as DEAD (Asp-Glu-Ala-Asp) box helicase 6. Gene Ontology annotation, molecular function: ATP binding; mRNA binding; RNA helicase activity. Gene Ontology annotation, cellular component: cytoplasmic stress granule; P-body. Lineage: Eukaryota; Metazoa; Chordata; Actinopteri; Esociformes; Esocidae. The transcript is spliced from 13 exons. The record is from RefSeq and is a predicted model, not a curated record. Gene Ontology annotation, biological process: P-body assembly; cytoplasmic stress granule assembly. Bases 553 to 2034 code for a protein of 493 amino acids.
AAUAGGAGAGGAAGCCAUCUUGGUCUUUCUGUUUAGACCAAAUACGUAGCUAGGUAGCUAAAUAAUAGCUGGCAGCAGAGAAGUCAUAAAAAGCGAAAAAAAUUAUAUCAACCAUCCGCGGGUAAGGAGUUCAGAAGACAGGAGGAUUUUUGAAGACGAUUGAGAAUGGCGAACAUUUCGGCCAUGCAGCUCCUAGUGUAAGGUGUUCUACCUAUGCUACACCAAGCUUCAGUGUGACACGGUAUUAGCACCGUUAAUAGUUUUAUUGCUUGCAGUAUCAACGACUCAUAUUUCUUUUCUUUUUUUUGAUGAGACGUUUUGAUGAGAAAAAGGAAGAUACUAUUGAGGAACAGGAGUCGAGAGGAGACACUUGCUUAAUAGCUAAAUACAUUUGCUUUGGUUAACCGUAAACCUGAGAAGUCUCACUCCCCUCAAGAACUGUAGCAAGCCAAGUGUGUUUUCGUUUGGUGGAAAUACUAUUUUCCUCACCACACAUCAAGAACUUAAUCACAAACCUAUUGGAAAGAGAGGAUAAUUCCCUAGCCCCUGGCCAUGAGUACCGCCAGUACCCAGAACCCAGUGAUACUGGGCCUGUCCAAGCAGAAUGGCCAGCACAGAGGCCAGGUGGGGAAGCCUGCAGGCAGUCCAGGAGGUGGAGGAGGGGGUCCUCAGGCACAGAAGCCCAGUCAGAUGAAGCAGGCCCCAAGCACAAUCAACAACGGAACUGGGCGUGGCAGUGCCCAGCUGGCUAAAGCUGCCCCGCCAGCCAGCACGGUCAUCAAGCCUGGAGAUGACUGGAAGAAGAAUUUGACACUCCCGCCAAAAGACAUGAGGAUGAGAACUUCGGAUGUAACUGCAACUAAAGGCAACGAGUUUGAAGACUACUGCCUCAAGAGAGAGCUUCUGAUGGGGAUCUUUGAGAUGGGCUGGGAGAAACCGUCUCCAAUCCAGGAGGAGAGCAUUCCCAUAGCGUUAUCCGGGAGGGACAUACUGGCCAGGGCAAAGAAUGGGACAGGGAAGAGCGGAGCCUACCUCAUCCCCCUACUGGAACGCAUCGACCUGAAGAAGGACUGCAUACAAGCUGUGGGCAUCGUCCCCACCAGAGAGCUGGCCUUGCAGGUGAGCCAGAUCUGUAUCCAGGUCAGCAAACACAUGGGAGGAGUCAAAGUCAUGGCAACCACCGGAGGCACCAACCUCCGUGAUGACAUCAUGAGGCUGGACGAGACAGUGCAUGUGGUGAUCGCCACGCCUGGGAGGAUCCUGGAUCUGAUUAAAAAGGGCGUGGCCAAAGUUAAUCACGUUCAGAUGAUUGUCUUGGAUGAGGCCGACAAGCUACUGUCUCAGGACUUUGUGGUGAUGAUGGAAGAGAUUUUGAGCUAUCUGCCCAAACAGAGACAAAUUCUGCUUUACUCAGCCACCUUCCCUCUGAGCGUGCAGAAGUUCAUGAACUCCCACCUGUCGAAGCCAUAUGAGAUCAACCUGAUGGAAGAGCUGACCCUGAAGGGGGUCACCCAGUAUUAUGCGUACGUUACGGAGAGGCAGAAGGUUCACUGUCUCAACACGCUUUUCUCUCGGCUCCAGAUCAACCAGUCCAUAAUCUUCUGUAACUCGUCUCAGAGGGUGGAGCUGCUUGCUAAGAAGAUCUCCCAGCUGGGCUACUCGUGUUUCUACAUCCACGCCAAGAUGAGACAGGAACAUCGUAACAGAGUGUUUCACGACUUCAGAAACGGACUCUGCCGUAACCUGGUCUGCACUGACCUCUUCACGCGAGGUAUCGACAUCCAGGCGGUGAAUGUGGUGAUCAACUUUGACUUUCCCAAGCUGGGAGAGACCUACCUGCACCGCAUCGGCAGGUCUGGACGUUUUGGCCACCUGGGCCUGGCCAUCAACCUGAUCACGUAUGACGACCGCUUCAACCUGAAGGGCAUCGAGGAGCAGCUGGGCACAGAGAUCAAACCCAUCCCAGGCAGCAUCGACAAGAGCCUGUAUGUUGCGGAGUACCACAGCGAGAGUGGUGAGGAGGGGAAGCCGUGAGGAGAGACAGAUCAGAUGAGAACCCCUUCCCCGUUUCACCAACCCCCCUCCCCCUUACGUUCUGCCUCCCCACCUUCUGUUUCACGGACUUGUCUGGAUAUAUAGCUUCCUGUCUGUCGGUCUUCCUGUUUUUUUUUUUGUUUUUUUUUUGGUGCCACCACGUGAAAUCAGUGACGGACAACGAAACCAGUGGAAGAGCUCCGGGCUGAUCUUCCCCUCUGCUGCACGGGACACAGUGAAGACUACUAGUUAUCACCACAGCCCCUGGAGGAGGGAGGCAGGGGAGGCGGGGGAGACAGGCUGACCGUGGUCUUACCAGGGUCACGUGACCAUUUAUAUCUUGCCCUGCUCCAAUCAACCGCCUGCACUUGCCGGCAAGCCAGCGCCGCCGCCGCCCCCCUUCCCCCGGCUGUCUCCUAUUGGUCACCUUUGUCAUCCGUUUCCUUCCUCCGCGUGUUACUUUGAUGUUUUUCUUUUAGCUCUUUUGUAUCAAGUGCCUUAACAAGCAGCUGAACUUGUUCCCAAGUAAUAACCAGUUCCACCUAGUCACCGUGGCAACGCAUUCGACCGUGCCCAUAGCCCAUCACUUUAAAUCAGGAUGUUUCUUUUGUUCGCUCUCCCACGUUUCAAUCAACGACCGCCCCAUCAUUUUUGACGUUCUGUGAGACAUUGCGUUGCAGUUCUGUCUGGUGUUCCAUAGUUGACCACAGAACCUGACUGGGUUUGGGUGGGUGUUCUGCCGCUGGCUUGGCUACAGUGCACAUUUGAGUAUUGACUACUGUAUGAAGACAGAGAAACGCGGAAGCAAGGCCUUGGGUGUUUCCCCUGAGGCUGGUGUCGGAGGCUGGAGAAGCAGCAUGUUCCGAGGCUCCCAUCAGGAGGCAGUAAAACUGUUCUCUGAAUGAACUCAUUCCUCCUCCUCUGUCUUCAUUCCUCCUCCUCGGUCUUCACAAUCGGAACACUAAGUACUGACAGUCCGGAACUUUGGGCGGCCUAUCGUAUUGUACGCAGAGGUGCGAGAUUACUUCCUGUUUGGGAGGACUGCCCGCCUGCCCGCUAUGAUGCGGACGAAGAGAAAAUGUGAGGAUUUUGGUCCCGUUGCAGUUUCGCGUUCCUCUGGACGGUAGUUGGUUGCUGCACUUUUUUCCCCGGGAUGUGCUCCUGAACCACGUCUGUCACUCUGUACACUCUGUAAAUACUUUAUUUCAUUUUUAAAAAGAUUGUUUUAAAACAAUGUUGAAAGGCUGGUUGAUACUUUGACGAGGCGAGGCAUCUUUAAGUUUAGGAUCUGGUCAGCACUGGAAGAGCUGUUCCUUCUGGUUUUUCUUUACCCACAAAAAACACCCUCAACUGGAUGAUCUGAAAUGAAGGCCUGUUAGUGUUUAUUUAUGACUUAAAAAAAAAAGAGCUUGUCCAGUUUGGAUCCAGGCGAUCACAUUUAAAUUCCCUGUGUGUGAUGCAAUGUGAUUCAGUAACCAAGCACACAUUUACUUUGAGCUCUUCUAUAUGAUUGUCAGUGCGAUUGUUCAAACCUGUACUUUUUGUUUAGAUCGAUUUAACGGAUCCCCACUGGUUUAUCAAUUUCCUUCCAGUGUUGACGAGACAUCCCACUGUAGUGGCCGGGACGAAGGCCUAAACGUCCCCGAACGAUACGAGACGAUGAUUUUUUUGUUUGUCACCAGCCUUUUCUUGUGAUACUGACUUAACAAGGCACUCGCCAUGAUCCCUGCUCAAGGAGUGAGUUGUAGUAAUUAAAAAGGUAAAUUAAUAUUGCAUCAUGUAGAUUAUAGCUACUAUGAAGAAAAGUGUAUAUGAAUGGGGGGGGGGGAUCUGAUCUCUAGCUGUUACGUCAGCCUGUCUACCAUUGGCACAUUAUAGCUGCAAGUAUUUGGGAGAGAAAGCAACAAGGCUUUUCUUAUUUCCUUACAAAGCAACUUGGUUGGUUUGGUGUAUCCAAACAAACCAUUAGACCCCAAAUGUAGCAGGGGAGGAGGAAAUAUUCUGGUGCAUUGUAUGCAAAUCCAGCUGGUUGUAAAUGAAAACCAGGUCAUACUAUACUCAGCACAAUGCAACAGGCUUUGUGCGGGCGUGCUGCACUGAAGGGAGGUCUUGCUUUUGGGUUUAGGGUCGUGGUCAGGCAAUACACUUGACUGCAUUGCUAGGCUAUCUGCACUUGCACCAGCCUGACUGACAAGUGCUUAACUGUUUUAAACUUUGUGGCG